AUGAAGAAAUCGUCGAAAGCAACCAAAACGGUGAUGUCCGGUGGCAUGUUUAUGAAUAGCAGCAGUAGUAAUGAAAGCAAUUCAGAUGAUGAAAAAUGUAAUUUACCAACUACUGAUUUAAUUUUUUCGGAAAAUGAAAAAGCCGAUGAAGAACCAGUUGUUGUUAUACGACGAAAUAUUAGUAAACUUAAACGACAGCAAGCAACUACAUCAUUGCAAUCCUCAUUAUCCAUUCGAAAUAUAUCUUCACUCGAUUCCAUAGAUAAUCAUGCUGUUAAUGAUGAUAAUGAUGCAAUCCUAUCUGAUCAAAUGACAAUAAGAAAUUCUCAUAAAACAGUAGAUAAUAAUGAUCAUGACAUAAAUCGAACAAGUUUUAAUGAAUCUGAACGUACAGAUAGUGGUAUUGGACGUGAUAGUGGAUCAAGUUGGAGGCUUAGCAGUUAUAGUGAAUCAUUCCAUUACUAUCAACAACAGCAACAAGUAGACAAACAACUAGAUUCAGAGUCCAAUGAUGAACAUGAACAUGAUGAUGAUGGCGAUGAUGCUACUACGCCAAUCCCACAAAUAAAUGUUAAUAGUCAAUCGUCUGAGGAUUCAUUUGAAAAUUUUCGAUUACAAAAAGCUAGUUGGCUUCAUGUUAAACAUUGGUUAACUGUUCAACGUCAGCAUAAGGUUGAAUUAGCAUCCAAACGUCAAUGGAAACGUUUUUGGACAUGUUUAAAAGGAUCCAAUUUAUAUUUGUAUAAUGAUUAUACAGAUAGUAAAGCGAAAAUUACAAUAAACAUCAUUGAAAGUCUUUGUUGUCCAUUACCCGAACAUCCCAAUCGUCAACACGUAUUUAGUUUAACUACUCAUACUGGUGAUACAUAUUGUUUUCAAUCAUCUGAUCAAGUCGAAUUGAAUCAUUGGAUUAGUAGUAUACAUCAUUUUUGUUCAUUGAAAACAAAUGAGAAAUUAUUAAGAAUAUCCAUAAAAGAAUUAGAAGAAAAUAUUGAACGUGAAAAUAAAAUGCGUAAAUUAGGUGAAUUACAAUUAAAUUCGUCAGCCAGUCAAAAAAUUCGUUUACUCAUAUCAAAACAAAUUGAUCUCUGGGAGAAAAAUUUAGAAGCAUUUCAUGUUGAUCUAUUUCGUAAUAAAUGCUAUCUAUGCGCAUUAACAAAUGAUCGAGAUUUACCGAAUCCAAAAGAUUUACUUUCGCAAGCAUCACCAACCACCAAAGCAGUCUUAAAUAAAUUUGCUGCAUUUACACCGUGUAGUUUUUAUACAGUUAUUGCUGCCCGUCGUCGAAUAGAUCGUCAGGGAUCAAAGUAUAAAUCCUCUAGUGCAGCUAUGAAAGCUCAUCGUCAUCAUCAUCAUCAUCAACAACAACAACAACAACAACAAACAAAAUGUUAUUUAACUACACCAACGAGUUCUAUAGAUUCUAUUCAAUCUCCAACAGUAGCUGAUCAAACUAUUCUACAAAUGGUUACAUGUGAUUCAGGUCCUCAUAUGAGAACCAUUGUAUCAAUUAAUGAAUCAGCAAGUGUUGGAGAAUUAUUAAAGCGUGUAGCCGACAAAUUAGGAUUACAAAUUGAUGAUCAUUUUCUAUAUUUUCAUUCGACAUCAUCUCAUGGAUUCGUGCCAAGUCGAAAUGAAAAACUCAACAAUCUUAUUUAUUCAUCAAUUGAAGCACGUCGGAAAAUUGUGUAUCAAAUAACAUUAAAUAGUCAACUUAAUAUGUCUGGCAUUGAAAUAAUUACGGAAUUAUAUCGAGAAUAUUCAUUACAAGUUAUUGUUUCCAAUGUUAAAAAAGGAAGUGAAAGCGAAAGAUUAGGAGUUAAAGAAGGUGAUGAGAUAGUUAUUGUAAACAAUUCAAUUGUACAAGAUCUUAGUCUUGAUACACUGGAUCAAUAUUUUAGUCAAAUACCAAUUAUGCUAACGAUUCGUUCAUCAAGAUUAAUUGAAUCAAUGAAUGAUCCAAAUCGUAAAUUUGAUUUUUCAAAUGCAAUCAUUCAAAAUUUGAUAUGUCCACCACCGCCACCACGUAUCGAAAGAUUAUCACGACAAGAACUUCGUGAACUUAUUGUUCCAAAACCGGACUCCGAUGGUUCGAAUGGAUUGAUAUCAUCUAUUAACAAUGAUUCAAAAGAAAAUGAGCAAACAUCAUCAUCAGCAGCACUCGAACGUUUAUUAAAGAAUGUUGAUGAAAUAAGCCGAUAUUGUCGACCGACGACUACUAUAUUAAAUACGAAUACAGAACAAAUGAAUACAAUACAUCCAACGCCACGUAUCAAAGCUCUGUCAAGUGCUCAACGAUUGCGAAAAGUUAUUUUUGAAUUAGUUGAAACAGAAAAAUCUUAUGUGCAAGAUAUGCAACGCUUACUCGAACGAUAUAUUGAACCGUUACGUGAUGAUGCAAAACUUUUACCUAUGGAUGCAAUUGAAUCAUUAUAUGUUAGUGUUAAAUCGAUUCAUCAAUUACAACAAACAUUUCUUAAACGUCUUGAAUCAAAUAUUCCAACUGAAAUCGUUGCUUAUAAUGCUAUUCAUGAAUUUCGUGAUAUUCUUGUAUCAAUAGCUGAUACAUUUCUUUCUUAUGCUCAAUAUUUCAAAUUAUAUUCAACAUUUUGUGCUAUGCAUUUAAGAAUAAAUCGUCUACUUGAUAUUCAUCAAAAUAAUCAACAUUUAAAAGAAUUUCUUGCUGCACGUAAUCCACGUCAUCAACAUUCAUUAUCAUUUGAAUCCUAUUUGAUAAAACCAGUUCAACGUAUACUUAAAUAUCCAUUACUUAUACAACAAAUGUUAACAUUUUCUAAUUCAAACGAAACUAAUUCGAACGAACCCGUAUUAUGUUUUGAAAUAAUAAAAUUGAAACAAGCUAUUAAAAUGAUGAAUGAUAUUGGUGAAUACAUGAAUGGGAUGCAACAACUUUAUGAAGAUUUUGGACAAUCAUUUGAAUAUAUUACUAAAAAUUAUAGCGAAGAACAUAAUAAAAGUUUACAAUUAAAUUUACCUGAUCUCUAUGCUUAUGGAGAACUUGAGUGGAUAAAUAUGCAUUUAUUUCUACUUGGCAAACAUCAUCAACGUUUAAAAGCCUACUGUUUCGUUUUUCGUAAUGGAUGUCUUAUAUUAGUACGUGAACAAUCCAAUAAGAAAAAACCAGAUUUAUUAUCCAUUCAAAAAGGAAAUAAAAUCAUAUCUGAUCGAUUCAUUCGAUUUAUUCCAAUGGAAGAUGUAAAUGUUGAAUUAAUUGAAAAUGAUGAAAGUAAAGAUAAUAAUAUUCCCACAUGGCAAUUAAUUCACACUGAUUCAAAGACUCGUUUGAAAACGUAUUUUCGAUUUGCUAACAAAGAUGCUCAAACAUUUAUUAAGACAAUCAACAAUUGUAUUUCGUCCAUAGCAACAACAGUCGAAUGGCGACAAAAUUUAUAUGAUCGUACAAUAACAAGUAUUCGUAAUUCUGAACCAUCGUAUUUGACAAAAAAGCCUUCUUCACAACGUUUAUCAUCAAGUCGUUCGUGUCAUGUUUUAUUAACAUCCAAUUCAAGGUCACUACCUCGACAGUCUGAUCACAGUCGACGCAGCCCUUCACCUAUUUGGAAACGACGAUCAACACCAAUCCGAAAACAACUAUUAUCAAUGAAUAUUCGACAUAAAAGUAUACGAAAUUCGACUGAUUGUUAA
Rotaria socialis is the source of this 3666-nucleotide messenger RNA. The record is from the annotation of a GenBank genome assembly. NCBI's taxonomy places the organism in Eukaryota, Metazoa, Rotifera, Eurotatoria, Philodinida, Philodinidae.